Molecule: messenger RNA, 1238 nt
Organism: Peromyscus eremicus (cactus mouse)
Lineage: Eukaryota; Metazoa; Chordata; Mammalia; Rodentia; Cricetidae
Gene: Znf32
Product: zinc finger protein 32
Exons: 3
Coding region: 195-1055 (286 amino acids)
Biological process (GO): regulation of transcription by RNA polymerase II
Cellular component (GO): nucleus
Molecular function (GO): RNA polymerase II cis-regulatory region sequence-specific DNA binding; DNA-binding transcription factor activity, RNA polymerase II-specific
Source: RefSeq, a predicted model, not a curated record
GAGGCCCAGGCCUGGCCUGUGCGCCCGGGAGAGGGGGCUGUGUCGUGAGCCCGCCGCCCCGGCCAGGGCGCGUGAACAGGCCAGGCCAGCUGGCCGGGCCGCAGUCGCCAAGCCGCUGACAAGGGUACUCAAGACCGGCCCAUGGAAGAAUCAUAUGAGGAAGUGGUGAUUAAAGUCACAGAGCAGGAGUGGACAUGUUUGGGUUUCCAACAGCUACCCUGCUGGACUGUCAUGGAAGAUAUGCCCAGAAUGUAGCAUUUUUCACAUAUUGGUGCAUCUUACAUGACUUCCCUCUCGUUUUACCAGAUGUGAUGACAGAAGCCCACAAAUAUGAUCAUUCAGAGGCCACAGGAUCGUCAAGCUGGGAUUUCCAGAGUUCUUUCAGAAGAGAGAAGCUGGAACAAAAGUCCCCAGAUUCUAAGACACUACAGGAAGAUUCCCCUGGAGUGAGACAGAAGGUCUAUGAUUGCCAGGAAUGUGGGAAGUCUUUCCGGCAAAAAGGUAGUCUAACAUUGCAUGAGAGAAUCCACACUGGUCAGAAGCCUUUUGAGUGCACCCAGUGUGGAAAGAGCUUCAGAGCCAAAGGCAAUCUAGUUACACAUCAGCGAAUUCACACAGGAGAGAAGCCCUAUCAGUGCAAAGAGUGUGGGAAAAGCUUUAGUCAGCGAGGCAGUCUAGCUGUUCAUGAGAGACUCCACACUGGACAGAAACCCUAUGAAUGUGCCAUUUGCCAGAGAAGCUUCAGGAAUCAAAGUAACCUUGCUGUUCACCGAAGAGUUCACAGUGGUGAGAAGCCCUAUAGAUGUGACCAGUGUGGAAAAGCUUUCAGUCAGAAGGGGAGCUUAAUUGUCCACAUCAGAGUUCACACAGGUCUGAAGCCCUAUGCGUGUUCCCACUGCAGGAAGAGUUUCCACACCAGGGGGAAUUGUAUUCUGCAUGGAAAAAUCCACACAGGAGAAACACCCUAUCUCUGUGGCCAGUGUGGGAAAAGUUUCACUCAGAGAGGGAGCCUGGCUGUGCACCAGCGAAGCUGCUCACAAAGGCUUACCCUGUAACCACUCUCUUCAAAGGAAGUUCUUAGGAAUUAAGAAUACAAAACCCUCUGUAAUCAAGAAAGUUAUCUAAUUCUAUAGGGUAAGUGGAAAUUCUUCCAGAAGGACCAGUAUUUGAUAGGACAAACUGACUUUUUCCCUUUCCCCCAAAUGAAUAUGAAAAAUAAAUGUCUUGUUUUGUCAUUA